AUGCCUCGUCCAGUAUGCGCGAGUCACUUUGGGCGCCUGUCCUCACCCGCCUGCUCAAAAAAUUGUUUCUACAACUCAAUAUUAACUAGAACACCUACAACAACAGGUUACGGUACACCACGACCAGUAUCAAUGAGGGGGACGUCCUCCCAUAAGGAGCAGUCCACCUGCUCUUGGUUCUCGACUACUGCAACAAGUAGUUCCUCAAGUACAAGUAGUACAAGACCCUCAUCCUCCACUCCGCAUAGUUCAGAGCGUUCUCCUUUAGGGAGUCGAGACGCCAUGGUAGAGAACACAGGUUCCGUUGCUAGGGACCACCUCGCGAACGAGAGGACGUUUCUGGCUUGGGCGCAGGUCGGCCUGGCGUUCACUGCGGCUGGCACUGCACUUUUUUCGGCGUAUCAAACUGAACGGGAAGUAUCAAGUAAAGUACGCGGCAUCAUCCAAGAUGAAAAUAGUACGAAUGCAACCGAUACUUCUAGUUCGAGUUCAAGUUCUCCUGGUGCUCCUGCUGCCCCGAGCCCGACAAGGGGAGUUGGAGCAGUUCCAACAGAUAGUUCUCAACAUGUCCCGACCCCGAUAAGGGGAGCUGGAGCAGGAAAAAAACCUGUGGUUGUGGCGAGGAGCACCCUCACUCGAGAAGAGAAGAUAGCCAUAGGUGCGGGACUUCUCUGGCUAAAUGGUGGCAUCCUCCUUGUUUACAGCUUGUACAGAUAUCGCUCGGUACAAAGUGCUUUGAUUAAGGCUAGACACUCACUAUCAAUCUGGUGUGAGGAUUCCAGAGUGGAGUCUUCCUCUUCAAGGUCAAAAGUCAAGGGAAUUCUAACCGGGAGGAAGGGAAUUCACUCAACCGAGGAUAGCGAGUGUAUAGCGUUAAUCUGAAAAGGGGAAAAUUCAUUCUCGCGAAAAGAGGCUUGUUUGCAGUCACCUUUGCCACUGCUCUGUGCACGUCUGGGACACUUGCAAUGGUCUACACUGGAUAGGAUAGAAGAGACAAGAAGAGGAAGACAGUCUGCAGUGAAGAAUAUUGCUCAGAAGCCUGUAAAGAUAAUAGUACAAAGAGAAACUACUUGGACUUGCAGCCACUCUGUUGAGCUUUCUGAAGUUCAGAACUAGGGAGCGACACUCCUAGAAAGUGCUUAUUUUGCUCUUCCUGAUUCAUCAGUGUUGUACGGUGUGUCGUGGUCAACCAUGCUCAUAAGAUAGAUCAGUAGCUAUCGAGGAAGACAGAGGAAAGGGCAUCGGUGACGCGACUUGCGAACGCAGUGUGGUAUU
Molecule: messenger RNA, 1275 nt
Organism: Amoebophrya sp. A25
Lineage: Eukaryota; Dinophyceae; Syndiniales; Amoebophryaceae
Source: the annotation of a GenBank genome assembly